AUGCCACGUCCGCCUUCGGAUGACGGCUACGACUCGGACUCUGGUUCCGAGUUCGAGGCCUCUGAUGUUCAGCUUGGUCUGGCAGAUGGGACGCUCGAAGGCGAUGACGAGACAAAUCCGCUCGUCUCUCGUAUCGGUGGUCGGGCCGCAUGGCUUCCGAUGAAGUCAAACCCGACUCAGGAGGUUGCUCAAUGCUCCUCGUGCAAGCAGCAGAUGCAGCUUCUCGUGCAGAUCUUUGCGCCCCUUGUCGAAUCUCCCUACGACCGAUGUCUCAUGGUUUGGGGUUGCGCAAGGCCAGCGUGUCAGCGCAAGGAAGUUUCGUCGCUGCGCGUGAUUCGUACGCUCAAAUUCAACUCCCGCUGGGCGGCCAAGCUGGAAAAGCAGAAAGCCAAGCGUCUCGCCCGCGAGCAAGCCAAGAAGGAGCGCGAUGCUGCAGCCGCCAAAGCUAAGCAGGAGCAAGAGGAAAGAGCGAAAAUCAACCCCUUCUCUGCUCCAGCUGGCGGCGCCAAUGCUGGCCUGGGAGGUAUGCUCUUUGGGGGAGGAUCCGAUAACCCUUUUGCUGCUUCUGCUCCUACAACCGCAGCAGAAUUGCCAGCGAAGGAGGCCGAUUCCGACUCCGACUCUGAAGACGAUGGCGACGACUCAGAAGACGGAGAAGAGUCGGAAAGCGAGCGACUCGCCGAAGAGCUUGCCCUCAAAUCCGAUCUUGCUGCAGCACAACCCACCGCUGAAUCCGCUUGGGUGGAGUCGAGCACCCGAUACCCACCCCUCUACCUCAACACGGUCCCAGAGCCUUCCUCGUCGUCGAGGUCCAAAAAGCUCUCCAAGGAGGAAGCAGCGAUGCUGAAAUCCGCUUCCGCCUCCGGUGCGCUCGCUCAGAAUGAUGUUGACGAUGCUGACCUCAAAGGCUUUGCUAAGGAGGGAUAUGAAAAGAUGCUGCUCGACGGCAUCGACGAUACAUUCGAGCGCUUCCUCAAGCGGGUCUCUGUGGAACCGCGACAAGCUGUGCGAUACGAGUUUGGCGGCGAACCUAUCGCAUUCCAUGCCAAGGGCAAGAUCUACGAUCUCCUGUGGCCCAAGGACGCCAAGGUCAAAGCGGGCGAGCGUGUGACUGUCACAAAGAGCCAGUUCAAGAGCGGUGCGCACGCCAGCGCCGGUGAACGCUCGUUUAGCGCACGAGCCGUGCCCCCCUGCCCGCACUGCGGAAGCGAACGAGUGUUCGAAGCGCAACUCAUGCCGAACCUCAUUAACCUGCUCAAGGCGGAUCAGAUCCAGACCGCAGAUGGCUCGCUCGACACCGACGCACACAUCAACACCACCUCUACUGCCGCACAGGACGAGGAAGCCAAACGCAAAGCAGCCAUCGAACAGGCUCUCGGUCGACGUCUGCCCACCACCGCCACCGCCACCGCCGGCGCCGAGGCGGCAUUCGACGCACGAUCGGGCUUGGUGUGGAGCACCGCGUUUGUGUUUGUCUGUUCCAAGGACUGCUGUGGCCCCACGAGCGAGGGGCAGGAGUGUUGGCAGGAGGAAGUCAUCUUGGCCCAGUUCGAAGAUGAGCAGUAA
Sporisorium graminicola is the source of this 1566-nucleotide messenger RNA. RefSeq lists its product as uncharacterized. Bases 1 to 1566 code for a protein of 521 amino acids. The record is from RefSeq and is a predicted model, not a curated record. Gene Ontology annotation, biological process: maturation of SSU-rRNA. Gene Ontology annotation, cellular component: cytoplasm. NCBI's taxonomy places the organism in Eukaryota, Fungi, Basidiomycota, Ustilaginomycetes, Ustilaginales, Ustilaginaceae. The transcript has 2 exons.